Cylicostephanus goldi is the source of this 360-nucleotide messenger RNA. NCBI's taxonomy places the organism in Eukaryota, Metazoa, Nematoda, Chromadorea, Rhabditida, Strongylidae. The record is from the annotation of a GenBank genome assembly.
AUGAAUAUUUUCAGGACUCCGUUAGAGGUUGUCGCGCUACUCAACCUCGAACUUGAAAACUAUAGUAAGAAAUUGGUGCAGAAACCUGCGCUUUUGGUUUUGAAUAAAACUGACAUCGUUUCUGAUGAAAAGGAACCUUUGCGCUUGGCUGAAAUGUUUCGCAAACUCGAUUGGCCCCUCCAGCUGCCAGAAGAGAUGCGUCCUCGCAAUCCUCUUCAGUUCGACUAUGUCAUCCCCGCUUCUGCCAAACUAGGAGACAUUGGAGAUUUGAAGCGAGCUCUUUUGCGAACAUACAGAAAUGUUCGCCCCAGUAUUGUGCCUAUGGAUGUAUUAGAAGAUGAUGAGAAGAGUUUGUUAUAG